This is a messenger RNA of Pyricularia pennisetigena, 966 nucleotides long. RefSeq lists its product as uncharacterized. The transcript has 4 exons. NCBI's taxonomy places the organism in Eukaryota, Fungi, Ascomycota, Sordariomycetes, Magnaporthales, Pyriculariaceae. The record is from RefSeq and is a predicted model, not a curated record. Bases 1 to 966 code for a protein of 321 amino acids.
AUGGCGACCAACAACGGUUCGGCGGAAGAGCGCAACACGCCCUCUCCAUCUUCUCGUCCGGGCAAUAGCCUCCAGGCAGCUGCCACAAUGAAUGCUGGGCUCCAGCAGGAGAACUCUAGAGGAUCAUUAAAUGGUUCCCUUUCGAGGAACAGCCUUCAUUCGCCACAUGGUCGGCGUCGACGCUCGUCCAUACUCAUGAACCUGCAACUGAACGACCCCAGCCUCCCAGCGCCUGGUGAGAUGGUGGCGGAUCAGAAUGGAUCCAGCCUCCAUAUGCCUCCGUCUCCACGAUCGCCAAUCAUGAUUGGCCGGGAUCCGUUGAACCGUCACGGUCGACAGCCAAGCUUGGGCGAGAUACAUCAGGAGUUUGAGGCCGAGACCGAGGCUCAUGUGAACCGACUUCUACAAGUUAUACGCGACCAGCAAAUUCAGCUCCAACAAGCACAGGCUCAGGGACAUCUGCCCCAUGUGGCCACCGGCGAUGAUGUCGCCGUCCAAUCUGGACCGCCGUCCUCCUCGCUGCCGUCGGCCACACAAGCCUCAAGCAUGCUCCCGCGCUCACCUGUACAGGCUCAGCACCGGGGUUCCUUUGAUUUCACGCGUGGGGACAUUUCGCAGAGAACCCCAAGCUAUAGUGCUUCUCCCAGGCUCCGCUCCACUUCCAUCAGUGGCGACAGUGAACACAUGGCCCUGGGUGGACGUGACGAGAGUGCGUUCUAUCAGGCUGAGACUCAGAUGCUCACCAGAGAGAAUCAGAUGCUGCGUCAUCGAAUUCGUGAUCUCGAGCGACAACUCAGCGAGCUGGGCAGCAGCCCUGGUGCCGCUGCCGUACCCCAUGAACCAUUUCAGCACUCCCACCUCACCCAUUCCACCUCGGCAGCUGAGGAGGACUCUGCGAAUGCUAGCCGAUCACUUGCUGGCGUGGCUGCGACCCCACCUUUGGUAGCUGAUGGUACUGGCAAGUGA